UGGAUGCCAUCUUUCAGCGUGAUCGGAUCACGUACUGGGACUGAAUGUCUGGCCAAGAGGUUGACUUCUGAUUCCUCCCAGAUCCUCCAACUUAUUGAUGCUUUGCUGCAGGCAGACAACGGCGGCAAAGCGAAAGUUCAUCGCGAAACCUACAAUGCGUGCCUUUGUACCUUAUCCGACAAUCGCGUAAUACGAGGUUGGACGCGCCUUCCCUCCUCGUCGAUGCAAUGGCAUACUACCAUGGCUCCGGGCCGCCGGCGGGGCAGGCCUACAACGGGCAGCCCGGGUCGAUGCCUUAUGCCGCGCAGCAGUUCCAAAUGAAUGGCCAAAAUCCAUACGGGCAGGUGUCUGCCGCUCCAGGAGCACAUCAGAACUACCAAACCCACCAACAGCACCCUCAGUAUCCGUCAUAUGCCCAACAGAGUUUCCAGCCGCAGCAAUCCCAAGCGCACCAGCAACACCAGCCCGGCCAUAUUCCUUCUUCCCAUCAGUACCAUCACCAGCAACAGCAGCAGCAGCAGCAGUAUCACCAGAGGCUGCCACCGUCGCAGCAACAACUCGUCGAUCCGUCUCCAUUGACCCCUUUGCCGCCGCCGGUCCAAUAUCCCGCCAGUUCGAACCCGAGCAAUCCAACUUCGACAUACCCGAGCUACGACUCUACAUUUAGUCAACGCGCAGCCACGAACCAGUUUGCUCAACAGCAGCCUCAUCUCUACCACCGCCCGUCGCAAAUCCCACCACCCGUCGCGCACUUCCAGCCGCCAUCUCAUCGACCACAGGUUCCAUCGCCUUUGCAACAGCAUCAGCAGCUACCAGCCGUGCCGCAAUACGUACAACCGCAACAGUUGCAGCAGCCAUCCCAACCGUCUGCCACAACAACCGCUUCUCUUCAUGUCAGGCCAGGCGGGGGUAUCACGAUCAACAUCCCGGAAAUGAAGGGACCGCCACCCUCUCAGGUCGCAAAAAGCGUCGAGCGCAGCAAUAUCGCACCCUCACCGGCGGGCUCAACGCCAAGGGCUAUAUCGAAAUCGCCCGCAAUGUCACAUAGGUCACCAGCGCUGUCGAAAUCGCCAACGUUGAAAAAAGUGCACAUGGGAGGAGUGACCAAGUCAACAACCGGCUCUAGAUCUCCGGCGCCUUCGAGAUCGCCCGCGCUGGCCAACUCUCCUGCUGUUGCUAGAUCACCUGCCCCGAGUGUCCAAAAGUCACAUCUUGCGCUGGAGACAAUAUUAAUACACGUUGCGGAAGAGUGUUUGGGCAAGGCUCAGGCGGCGGCCCCGCGGCUGGUUAACUCCUGCUCGGAAGAAGGCCUUGCUGAAUAUCACAAGAUGGUUGCAACUGGACUCACAUGUCUUGACAGAGCCAUAGCUUCUGGCAAGCUUAGCGGUCGUGUUGAAGCCAAGGCCCGGUUAAGGUAUGCGGGCAUCGUGCUGGAGGAGACAGAGGACCUCAUGUAUGCUGAGACCAUGUUGUCACAAGGUAUCGCGUUGGCCGAAAAGCGUCUAUUUCCUGACUUGAAGUACUGCAUGCAAGAUCUGCUUGUCAAGGUUCUCAACAGGAGAAAUCACAAGGCUGCACUGGUAGCUUUACAAAGACACAUUCAUGAUUGCGAUACCUAUAAACACAUGUAUUGGUCUUACGCUAUGAGACUCGGCAAGAUAUCAUUGCUUUUUAAUUCAACUGCCCCGCAGGACUUAGCAUCACUCAUCGAGACGAUCCGCGAAACCACGGCGCUGGCCAGUCGAAGAGGCGAUCGUGCAGUUUAUGUGUUCUUAUCACUUAUUGAAGGGUUGAUUCAUCUCAAAACCGACAAGACAGAUGCGGUUCAGCGCGUCCAAGGCUGCAUUGCUCAGGCCUCCAAAUUUCAGCUGGAAGAUUCGGCACAUCUCGCUCAGGUUGAUUUGCUGAGGUCGAUACUAGAUCUGGCAUGCAGCCUUCGCCAAAAAAGCCCGGAUGCAUCUCUCAGCAAAAUAAAGAGUCUUCAGGACCGCCUCGAUGAAAUCCAUAAUAUUUCUUGGCAAUCUUCCGAGUUACUACUGCCAAUGAAGAAGGAUGCGGCGUCGAAAAACACCAUCAGUCCAGAUACUGGCGCGAUUGUACGAAUUGGAAACGAACAGCAUGAUUUUCUAGUCAUUAAUUUCAUGUCAAAACCUGAUACUUAUGCUUUGUGUUAUGCACUCACUGGCAUUGCAAUUAUGUAUAAAACCACUUUCACUGGCGAUAAUAAUGCCAGCAAAGAUACGGAUAUGAAGAGCCAGGAAGCUUGGAGGGAGGCGUUACGCUCUUUGUCCAGGCUAGAAGCCCCUGGCGCGCCGGUUGAAAAAAACUGGACUCUCCAGCAAUCAAUGCGACGAGGAAGGUGGCAUUCGGAACUGAAGAUAUACGUCAACAUUCUCCUAGGACUUUCACGAGCAUCACACUGUGAAUGGGCCGAAGUUCAGCAGUGCGUCAACAAUAUCGACUCCCUGAUGGAUGAAAAACUGGAUCGAAACCUCCAGGAUUUGGCCAUGUAUAUGAAAGCAGUUUGCUACCAGGGUCGAUGCAUGCUGGAUGAGGCCAUCGAAAUUUAUUCGCACGAACGGUUCAAAGUUCGCCAUCCAGUUGGACCUGACGCACAGAGCAUUAUCCCACGGGAACUUUCCAUUCUCUCUGCGCUGAACCGUCUCUGGAUCAUGCAGGAUCCACGCCACAGAGACGAAAACAAGGCAGCGGUGAUAACUGAAGAUAUAAAAGACUUGUGCAGCUCGCACUCGGAUCCGGAUCUCAGAACUGUGUUUAGCCUCGUCAUGGCUUCCAUCUCGCACAAUCCGCCGCUCAGUAUCAAUGAUGUAAAGAAGCACCUUCAGGGCGCUUUAUCAUCGUCGCAAGUAACCCGGAACAUUCAGUGUCUGUCAAUCGCGCUCAGCAUCAUGCGUUACCGGCUGUUCGAGGGUGUAGUGGGCGACCAGGCCCUCAAGAGUGCAAAGGCGGCGGCAGCACAGGCAGACAAGGUCGACAAUCUGCUCUGGAGGAGUGUGGCGCAAGGCAUGCUCGCCGCUAGCUGCGAGAUGAUGGGCCAACGGGAGGAGAGCGCCUGGAGGCGAGCGGAAGCGGUGAGGUUCGCCAACGAGGCUGCCGCGAAGAGCGAGGCUGCCAAGGCGGUUGCGUCGCGAGCUAGGUCUGUCUGAAUUUAAUCAAGCAUAUUGGACGGGCAUUGAUGGGUGAUUAGUGUGGUUUUUGCUUGUAAAGGCGCAACGGGGUGUUCUUUGCAUGAGUGUUUGUUUGCAUUUGCAUGAUGAUAGAACAAAGCGUGUCCAGAUCUACAGAUGAAGUGGUCUUUACCUCCAGAUGCGAAUUUGAAAUCGGACUUUGAUGUUUGUAGCUGCUCUGCUGUUUAUUCCCGGUAUCAUGUCGUUAUACAACCCCAGGCCGGGACAGGGCUGAUUAAUUCUUGUGAUGAAAAUACCUACCUCGAUACCUACGUCGUACGUACGGAUGUUCC
Messenger RNA from Pyricularia oryzae 70-15, 3481 nucleotides. RefSeq lists its product as uncharacterized. The transcript is spliced from 4 exons. Gene Ontology annotation, molecular function: double-stranded DNA binding. Gene Ontology annotation, biological process: mitotic sister chromatid cohesion; maintenance of mitotic sister chromatid cohesion. Gene Ontology annotation, cellular component: SMC loading complex; chromatin. The record is from RefSeq and is a predicted model, not a curated record. Bases 228 to 3167 code for a protein of 979 amino acids. Lineage: Eukaryota; Fungi; Ascomycota; Sordariomycetes; Magnaporthales; Pyriculariaceae.